AGGCGUGUGGGCUGUGGUCUCCUUCUCCCUCCCUUUCCCCUCCCCUCCCCCACCGCCUGUCCGCCUUGGGCGGUUCUUCCUUCCCCGCGGGAUGGAGAGCUACAGCGGCAGGAUGGCGCUGCUGGGGCUGCUGCAGGCGAGCGGCGCUGGCAACACCCACUGCGCUGACUGCGGGGUGCCAGAUCCUGAAUGGGCCUCUUACAAACUUGGAGUAUUUAUCUGUUUGAAUUGCUCUGGGAUUCAUCGCAAUCUUUCUGAAAUCAGCAGGGUCAAAUCCCUCCGCCUUGACUUCUGGGAGCAUGAUCUUGUAGAGUUUAUGAAGAAGCAUGGGAAUCUCUGUGCAAAGGCUAUCUAUGAGGCAGAAGUCCCUCCUUUCUAUUAUGUUCCCCAGUCUAAAGACUGCCUGGUUUUAAGAGAACAAUGGAUCAGAGCUAAGUAUGAGCGGAAAGAAUUUGUUGCCACAAGCAUCAGCCAUGAAGCAUGUACCUCAGGCAGCCGUGAAGGAUUUCUGUGGAAGCGUGGGCGGGAUAGUAAGCAAUUCCUCCCAAGGCAAUUCAUCCUGUCAGCAAGCGAUGGAGUACUGAAAUACUACACCAAAGAGUCAAAAAGUCCAAAAGCUGUGAUCAGCAUUAAGGAUCUGAAUGCAAUGUUCCAGACAGAGAAAAUCCAGAACCCCCAUGGGCUGCAGAUCACAUACAAUGAAGGUGGUCGGACAAGGAACCUUUUUGUCUAUCAUGAGAGUGGAAAGGAAAUUGUUGACUGGUUCAAUGCCAUUCGGGCAGCGCGUUUCCAUUAUCUUAGAACUGCCUUCCCCACUGCCCCUGUGUCUGAGCUUGUACCCAAGAUUACGAGGAGUUAUUUCAAAGAAGGCUACAUGGAGAAAACGGGACCAACGGCUGCCUUUGAAACGGGCCGAGUGAUUAUUGGAAGCAAAGAACAUGGGUAUGAAGUCCGGGCCAGCUUACCCAGAGGAGUCAAAGGGAAGAGGUGGAAAGCUGGAUUCACCAUAGUCACGCCAAAAAGGGAGUUUGUGUUGACAUGCGAGAACGACAGGGAGCAGAAGGAGUGGAUGGAGGCUUUGAAUGAAAUCAUUUCCCAGCCCAUGACUGCCUAAGGUGAGUGGUGAGUUCCAGCAAACAGGCCUUCUUGGUUCACUGUUACAUGGUGACCUUUUCUCCAGGUAGCCGAUACAAAGGUCAUAUCAUUGAACACCGUGGGCACAGAGGCUUCUUUCCUCUAAAGAUGUAGAUACAGAGUUGAAAGGACCCAGGCAGACUGGUGUCCUUGCAGAGCUUGUGGGGGGUCACUGCAACAGGGGCUCAGUUCAAGGCAGCUAUAGCUCAAACUGGAGACUACACCAGCCCUGUUCUUCACUCCUGAACAGAAGUACACACAGCCUCUGCCUCUUGCUGAUCAAGCCCCUGUGCCAAUACAGGGAUGAAUUGGCCCCUGUUGCUUUAUGAAAAUGGAAGGAUGUGAGCUUAAAGUCACGACAAACCAAGGGAUUAACAGAUAUGGAAUUACAGUUAUCCUCAGCAGACCCUCCUUAACCCUCCCAACUGCGUGCUAAAUACUGAGCACAGGAAACAUUCCGUGGAGCCCUCAUCUUGAAUGAGGCUUGUUGCCAUAGCUGAGAGCAGGGGAAUGAAUGCAAGAAGGGUCUGAGCAAAAGGGGGAUGCACAGGUCCAACUUGUCAGGGUUCAGAGGGUUGAAGUAAUGUACAGUACUCUGAAUUUGCAGAGCAAAUCCAGACUAUAGGUCCAAAGUGCAAUUCCUGCCCUGUCCUGGGUCCAGCCUUCUGUCCAGCCCAGCUCUGCUUAACAGGAGACCUGGGGCAGGGAAGUAGGAUAGAGGUAAUGGCUCCCCCUUUCUGGAGCUGGCUCUAACUUACACCCUUAGCCUCAGCAGACCAAUUCAGCUGUCAGGUGAGCUGGGAUAGAGAGUCUUUUGGAUAUGUCCUCUUCCAUAGCCUUUCCCUCUUCGGGCUUUGAGGUGCAGCCCUGGCUCUACUGCCUGAGGCUAUCGCAGGCCAAGUGGUGGGUAUUUAGAUGGUCUGUUCAGCUGGGUUUGUAGCCAAGAGUCUACUUCUUGAUUUCACAUGCAGUCAUUUUUAAAAAGCUCUGGGAAGCAUUAAUUUUCUUUGUCUCAUUCACUUUGCAUCAGAAGCCAAUCUCAGGCAGUGCCGACAGCCAGUUAAGUUGCAUUUGACAUACCAGUUGAGAGGAAAGAUAAACUACGAUAAACCAAGAGAUGUUGGUUUUGCUGUUGUCUUCUCUUGGGUGUAAAAAGGAUUCCAGUUUCAGGACAUAUUCAGUCCUUGGACUGUUUGCUGAGACUGUUUAGCUCACAAGAGCAAUGGUGAUUGUGGGUAUGACCUCCUGCACUCCAAGAACCAGCCUGAGACAACUGACCUUACUUCCUGUGGGGCAUCAGCAGCUGUUACAUUAUAUUAAAGGCUUUCAGCCACUUCUGACAUGGACUGCAUAAAGCCAGUAACGAAGAGAUGAUGGGCUGUGUAUUCUGGGGUCAGGACUCACUGGGUGCCAUUUUCAAGAGUGCCUAGCACUGGCCUCAUUGAACUUUGCUGUCAUUGAAGACGGUGCAGGUUUUACCACUGACUUCAGGAGGAGAAUGAGGCAUGAGCUGAACACCUGGACUUCUUAAGAGGUGCUGAGUAGCUGCAACUCCUCUGGGCUUCACUGGAUUUCUCACCUUCUCUCAGGACAUGAACUCUCUGGCUUUUAUUACAAAACAGUCUCAGGUCCUUUGCUGUUUGUAUUUCUGAUUACAUAAAUCCCAAGCUCUGUAAAAAUAAAAGAUAGUUUUACCUUA
Gavialis gangeticus (Gharial) is the source of this 2833-nucleotide messenger RNA. RefSeq names its product ArfGAP with dual PH domains 2 (gene ADAP2). The transcript has 9 exons. The record is from RefSeq and is a predicted model, not a curated record. NCBI's taxonomy places the organism in Eukaryota, Metazoa, Chordata, Crocodylia, Gavialidae. Bases 92 to 1114 code for a protein of 340 amino acids. Gene Ontology annotation, cellular component: plasma membrane; intracellular membrane-bounded organelle. Gene Ontology annotation, biological process: positive regulation of GTPase activity. Gene Ontology annotation, molecular function: phosphatidylinositol bisphosphate binding; GTPase activator activity.